CUUUUUUUACCCUGCUGCUGCUCCUCCUCCUCCUGGGCAGCGCGAGCCUCGGAAGUUUCUGCCGCUUCUCGCUUGCUUUCGGGAGUCGCUGCUGGCCGCCUCGGAAGCGGGAAGGGAAAGCGCUGGCGAGCGCCCGGGGGGCUCCUGAGGCGAGGCGGCGGAGACGGCGCAGGUGCGCUUCGCAGGGGGCGUUGCUGAGGUGAUGCUCACAUUGGACUCCGGAGCAUGCAGUUAAUCCCAUGAGCUGCUGAAGCAUGAAGCAAGGCUCCCCUGUAACGUACAUGUGAUGUGAGCAAUCCAGGAAUGCAGCGCCUUAUCCACAGUGUCUCGGCGGGAGAAGCGCAUCUCCUAGUUCUAACAAGAAAACGGAAUCUGGGAACUUUUUUAAAAACCGCUGCUCGCUUCGGUGCACGACCGCACACGCUCUUGGUGAAGGCUGCUAGGUUUCUUUUCUCUGUGUUGUGAGCAAAACGAUUUCAAUACAACAAUAGCAAGAUGAUCGACUUGAGCUUCCUUACGGAUGAGGAGCAGGAGGCGAUCCUCAAGGUGCUUCAGCGGGAUUCAGACCUGAAGAGAGCUGAAGAGGAGAGGGUCAGGCAUUUAAGUGAAAAAGUUAAAGAUGAGAUCCAAGUUAAGAACAUGAGCGGGCAGUGGUUUUACGAAGCCAAGUCCAAGAGGCAUAGAGAGAAAAUUCACGGAGCAGACAUCAUUCGGGCAUCCAUGAGGAGGAAGCCGUUUCCAACAGCAGAACUGAGUCAAAGUAAGUCAGACAAGACAAAGAGCAGCUGGGUGAACAAUGUCAAUAAAGAAGUUUUCACGCCUCCAGAAUUGCUGGGUGCCAUAAAAGAGGCAGAGGUGGAAUCGAAAUCUGAUGAAAGCCCCAAAGUGUUCAGUACAGCCUCUGACGCAUUAGAGACGCCUCAAGAAAAAGCAAGGAAGUUAGCUGCUGCCUCACCGUCUAAGCAAAGGAAAAACCCAUUCAAUGAAUCAACUCUACUAGAAGAUCAUGCAAAAAAUGAGCAGCCUGAACAUGGAAUGGCGAUGGAGAAAGACCCGCAUUCGGUAGAAAACCGGUCCAAGGUAGAUGUAACAAACCACAGCAGGGUAGAGGAGCCUCAGCAGGCUCCUGCAGAACCGAACGACUUGCAUAGGCAGGCAGGGAAGCCACCUGUGCCCAAAGCCAGGAGACACAUCCACAAGACGUCAGACGUCAGCUUGAAGAGCGAAGAGCCCUUUCCCCAGGCUCCGAAAAGGAUCAAGCAGGUUAACGGCCAGGGCUCUCUGCCCAGGGGCAUUCUGAAGCGCAGCUCCAGCUCCAGCUCCACCGAUUCUGAAGUGCUCCGCUUGAACCAAACCUUGGAGCCCUCCGGCAAAAGCGGAUUGCCAGCCCCGACCGUCCUUGAACGUGUUGCGGAGAAGAGCCCGCCUCCUCCAGGCGAAUCCGAAGGCUUCUCCGAAAACUCGUUGGAGAGGCUGAAGCAGGUCCGGUUCUCGUCCAGCGUCAGUAGGAAAGAGCGCCCGCCGAGCCUUGAGUUGCACGAGGGCAAGGAAUCCGGGGAGUUCGUUUUGUUGGACUCUGACUACGCCAAGGCCAAUGGGAACAGAGCGGGUGAUCUAGGUGCACUUCAGAGUCGCCAGACUCUCCCGUCUAAGCCUCCUCGCGCCCAUUCUCCAGCCUUAAACAGUAACACUGAGAGCCAAGGAGAGGGAACAGCUCCAGGUUCUCAUGGUGCCAAGAGCUCUGGCCUGCCACCCAACACAUUGCAGCCUGAGAAACAUUCUGUUGCAGGACCUACAAUUCCAAGCGACUCUCCUAGCAAGACCUUCCCCUCAGUGAGGGAAGAACAAACCGAUACCACGAAGCCUCAGAUCAAAACUAAGCCGCCGAGCCUUGAACAGGACAACUCGAAAAGCACACCUGACCAGCAGCUGCCUAAAACAGAAGACCCUCAGGUGCCAAAAGUUGGCUCUGCAGACCUUGAACAAGGUAAGCAAGCUCUGGUUGAGGCUCCGAGUGCUAAAACGGUUUCCAAAUCUGACAAAUACACUGCUGAGAUCUUGAAGGCAGCCGAUGAGUCCAUAUCUAAGGUGCUCGACUGGUUUAAAAGAAGUUCCAGUGAUGAUGAAAAAGAGACGCUUCCGCAAGACGCGGGACUUGCAGAGGAAAUGGAUAUACCCAAGGCAAGAGAAUCUGCUGCAACUGCAAAAGAUAAAGGCUGCAGUUCAGAUAUGUUAAAUCUGCAUUCUUCUGUACGAAGAGAAGAGCCAACCAGCAAGGACUAUCGAUUCCACGAAAUGGUAAACGUUCCGGGUGGGUCGCCGUUUACAAAGGAUGGAAGUCCAGGCAGCCUGUUACUAGAAGAUCAAAGCAAAACAGGAGAGGUUGCUUCCUCUAGCUCUCAAGGGCAGGACAUUCAUUUAAAUGAGAGAACAUGUUUCCAGGCCAUUGGCCAGCCUGCAAACGAGAGAGAUGAAAGGGCUGCGGGAGGCAAGGUUGAAACAGAGGACAACAGUGCUUUGUGCAAAGAACCGAAGAUGUUGGAAGAUGCAAAGGGAAAACCGGGUUGGAAAAGUGUUGGCUCUUCUUUUGGAAAAGUAACAGAAAGGGGAGAUGUUACGCCCGAUGGGGAGGAAGGGGUUAAAGCUUUUUCGGAAGGAGCAAACUCUGAGCAUCGAUCUGGAGAGAUAUUUAAUGAACCUAAAGGGAAAAAAUCUGGGCAUCUAGAUGACAAAACCAUGCAGCACCCCAGUAGAGGGAAUCUCCUUACCUUCCCUCAAGAUGAAUCCAAAGAAUCAGAGGUUCCAAGAAAAGUCAAGAAUAUCAGGGCUUUCUGGGAAAGAGAGGCGAUGAACCCAAAGCCUGCAAAUAAGGAAGGCCUAUUAAGUGAAAGCACUCCUGGGAGUAACCGGAUACCAAUCUAUAAAGAGGAACGCAGCAGAAUAAAACCAGUGGGUGGAUCCUCAGGAUAUGUUACUGGAGAAUCGGAUAACGAACAAGGCAAGUAUAAUUUAGUAACCUUCAGAAAAGUAGAAAUUGGUGCGGAUGACUCGGGACCUGAUGAUAAUGGGAUUAAGUUGCCUUCAGGGAAAGUUCGACCAAAUAUAAUGGAUAAAUCCAAAGGGGGCCGUAUUGUUGAUGAAUCUGGCAAAAUACCCCUAAGUGACCAGAGGAAUAAUGCAUUUGCAGAGUUGCUGGAUGCAAAUAAUUUGCGCCCAAGACCCAACCUGGUUCCCUCUAAAGAGGAUGGAGGUUUACAAGCUGACGGUCUGGAAACAGAGAGAGCGUCAUCUGCUCUGCAGCAGAAGCCACACUUUAAGAUCCACGCUUUAAAGGAAAAAGCAGACGAAGAGGCAAAGGCUCAGAUGCUCAAUCCUUUGCAGUUCAAAAGCCUGAGAAACUUUUGGGAUGUGGGGACUAAGCCGCAGAGCGGGAUGGAUGAAGCCAAGGUGAAGGUGACUGUUCCAAGGGACAGGCAAAGUAGUACAGGAAGGUAUCUGAAAGAGUUGGGAGAAGUCAGGGAAGGAACUAGCCAGGUGGUGUUGGAAGGUGAACAGCAAAAACCCAUCCUCCAAGGGUUUGACGUGAAGGAACAAAAGGUAUUGGAAGCAAACCGUGUUGUCCCGAAACAAGCAGGAGGGACCGCUCUCUUCACAGUGAAUGCUGUGCCAUUAGGAAAUGUAGAAUUUGCACCUGCAGAGGGAAAGACUGUGCGUCCGGUGGAAGAGUAUAUAGAAAAAACAAAUGUUCCAUCCAAAGUACAGCACAGUCUGUUUAACAGUGGCAUGCAGAAACUGUUGAAAGAAGCAUUUCAGGAGUCCUUGCUGGCUUAUCCUCUGGCGGACAAGAAAGGGGUUCCACAGGUGGAGUUAGCAACAGAGGUGCAAGCGUCUUACAGUGACCAGAAUCAACAGCAGGGGGCUGUUUUUGCAAGUGCAGAUGGAAAAGUCUCUGAGGUUCCAGAGACUGUAAGCAGAUCUUUGGUUCCACCAAAAGCUGACACCACUGCUUUUGUCACUAACUUAGAGAGGCUGCUAAAGGACACCUCAGAUGAGAGCUCCUCACCCAGUCGUCACAUAGUGGCGGAUGUUUCUGAACAAGCACAUUCUCCAUUGGAAAAGAGGCGUUUUUUUAAUAAGGUGAUGGAACGCAGCCGUGACACGGAUGAAAAAAAUAGCAGAGUGGAGUCCUGGGAAACAGAUGGAACAAUACAAAAAAAUGUCCCACCCAAGGAUAGACUCAUAUUUAAAAAGCACUUGGGAGAUUCAUCUGGAUCAACAGAAGAUUCAGAUAUGGUGUCUGGAAAAUCUCCCAACAGGGAAGAAGGCCAAAGGGAUCUAAAUGCUACUUCUCAGGAAGAAUUCUUCCAGAUUCCUUCGCCAAAACUGAUACUGCCUGACGCUCGUCUCGCCAGUCAGAACAGAGCAAACUCUCCCACGAAAGAGGUUUUCGAGACAGCAGCAGAAGCUAAUGUUCCAUCAAAAAGGCAAGGCAACGAUUUGAAUGCCAAACUAGCCUUUCUUUUGGAGGAAUUGCCAAAAACACCCACAAAUGAGAGUAUUUUGAAAGCACAAAUUGACAGUGUCCCCGGGGAACUGCAGCAGAGGUCUUCUGAGCAGGCGACCAGAAAGAUCAUUCCUGUUUCACCCCAAAUGGCCAAUCCUCCUAAAGAGACUGUUGGUGGGACACUUGACCGAAGUUUAGAUACAGACGAAGACAGUGGCAAAUUAUUGACUACAAUGCAGGGUGGGCCUGUAGGAGAGGCCGCUGUGCUGUUGUCAUUUUCAAACCAGGAAAACAUAAGAGCUCAAGGGAAUGUUGGUGAGCAACCUACAGAAGUGGCAGAGACGGUCGUGAAAACUGUUAAACCAAAUUCGGCCGAGCAUGUGGCAUUUAGAGACAGUUUAAGCAAACUGCUUAAGGAGAGCUCCGAAAUGUUGCUCCAAGACAUUGCAGUUCCUAAGCCAGCCCAUGGUUCAUUACAGCCCCAUCAGAACACAAGUUCAAUUUAUGAUAAAGAGAUAAUUGAGAUGAUAGAAAAAGCUACUGCUCCCUCCAAUUUCAGGCAAGCUGAACUCAGAGCCAACUUCCAAAAUCUGCUCAAGGAAGACGUUGAAGUUCUUCCAAAAAGCCAGAAAGACUCAAGCAGCGGUCAUGGGGCACAAACAGAGAGUGAGUCUAAUCGGACUGUAGAUUUAGUUUGCCCGCAGGGAAUUGGCUAUGGUCAAGAGAUUAAUGAAACUGUAAACAAGGAAGUUGCCCCAUCCAAGUUGAAGCAAAGAGAAUUUAAUCCAGGCUUCCGGAAACUCCUUGAAGAAACUGCCCAGAUGCAGCCUUCUGAAAUGAGAUGGUUGGAUAUCAGAAUGAAGGAGAACCUCCAUGGUGCCCAUGGCUCAGAUAGCACGACGGGCCUUCUUCCCCAAGAAGCAAAUGAAACUGUAACAAAAUCUGUUGCCCUAGAAAAAGACGGUUCUGUAUUCAAAUCCAGCUUAGAAAAGCUUUUUGGAGAAAUCUCUGGUGCUGCUUUGCUUCUGUCCAAUGAAGAAGAGAAGAAAGUGACUGAUGUGUCAGGAUUUCAGGUAGCAAAGGGAGGUUUAGCCGUAAAAACGCAAACGUCUGUUGAGAGCGUGCCGAGCGACUUUCGAACCGAGGUUAAAAUACCGCUCAAGGGCAAGACUUUCAAGCAAGAUAACCAAACUGUAGACCGAGAAAAGUUUUCUGGCACCCCUGAAAGGAAUGCGGUUUUCCAAAAAACUAUUCAACUUAACCUAGCAUCACCUAAAGUCCCGCUCCUGAUAAGAAGGGAAGAUUCUUUCACUCUUGCCAAGGCAGGUAAGAGGGAGGAGGAAUAUGAAAAAGGGAGAGAAGAUUCUGCUACUGCCAGUGCCUGUCUCGAUGGUGGAAGUGAAAAAGAGGGUGCGGAAGAGGGGAACCCCCCUAAAACAAGACAGGUUGAGCUGCUCCUUGCCACCCGUCACGCUGACGGCAGCGAAGAGGAUGAAGAUGCCAGGAGCGUUGAAUCCAACCUUUCAGAUGAAAGCCGCAAUUCUUUUGUGGGUUUCCAAAGAAGUUCAACUCGUUCGGAAGAAGAACUAAACCCUGUAAAGGAGGCUUUGAAAAGGAGUUCAAAUAGGCAGAUCCCUUCCAAAAGUCUAGAGGACAUACCAUCAGCCACAUCAAAUAAAGGAAACCUCCCAAAGGAAGAUUUAAUGCUUAGUGCGGAAGACGAUCAAAAAGCAGAUCAGCCUGAUGAGAACGCUCCAGGAAUUUCCACAGCACCUUCUUUCCCUGAUAGCCAGUUCUCACAUCCGGAAAAUAUCAAAAGGAUGAGCAAAUCAGUCCCAACAUUUACGCAGGAGGAGAGCGAUGACAGAGAAACAGAUACAGCUUCAGACAGCAGUUACCCACUUGGCAGAAUCAAGAAGAGCCCCAGUUCGCUAACCAAUCUUAGUGGCUCUUCUGGCUUGGCGUCCUUGUCUUCUGUCAGCACCAGCGUGAUGAGUAUCUACAGUGGAGACUUUGGGAACGUGGAUGUGAAAGGAAACCUCCAGUUUGCCAUUGAUUAUGUGGAGCAACUGAAGGAACUUCAUAUUUUCGUUGCCCAGGGCAAGGACUUGGCAAUUGCAGAUGUUAAGAAGCAGCGUUCAGAUCCGUAUGUGAAGAGUUACCUGCUACCGGAGAAGUACAAACUGGGCAAAAGAAAAACGUCGGUGAAGAAGAAGACGUUGAACCCUGUCUUCAAUGAGAUAUUAAGGUAUAAAGUUGACAGGGCUCUCUUGGCGUCCCAGAGGUUGAAUGUCUCCGUGUGGCACAAUGACACGUUUGGACGUAACAGUUUCCUGGGCGAAGUGGAGCUGGACUUGGGAGAAUGGGACUGGGAUGACAGGCAGAACAAGCAGAUGAUUUGGUACCCGCUUAAGCCAAGAACUCCACUAGCUGGUCUUGAUCUGGAGAACAGAGGGGACAUGAAAAUAGCUCUCCAAUAUGUUCCACAGCCUGUUGGGGGUAAAAAGCCUCUAGUCACUGGAGAAGUCCACAUUUGGGUGAAGGAAUGCAGUGACCUCCCAGUCCUCAGGGGCAAUAGACUCAACUCUUUUGUUAAGUGUACCAUCCUUCCAGACACAAGCAGGAAAAGCCGUCAGAAAACAAGAGCUGUAGCGAAGACAACAAAUCCAGUGUUCAAUCAUACAAUGGUCUACGAUGGCUUCAGACCUCAAGAUUUGAAAGAAGCCUGUGUGGAGCUCACUGUCUGGGAUCACAACAAACUAGCUAAUCACUUCCUUGGAGGCCUCAGGAUAGGACUUGGAACAGGUAAAAGCUACGGUACUCCAGUAGACUGGAUGGACUCUACAACAGAUGAAAGCAACUUAUGGGAACGAAUGAUUGAUUCUCCAAACACCUGGGUUGAAGAUACGCUGCCACUCAGGAUGCUGAUGAUGGCAAAAACACCGAAAUAGGAUGAUACACCUUUUGGAUGCUUCCUGUUUGUACGGCUUGCUGGCGUUUGGGUGGAAAGAAGAGCCAGGCAAAAAUAGAGAGGAACUUGGGGUGUGGGGGGUGCACAUUGGCUGAUAUAUUCAUUUGUAAUUUCAUCAGAGGGCAUAUGUGUCUGCAAUACAAUUUUAAACUAUUUUACUAAAUGCUGCUUUGAUAAUGCAUGUCAACUCCUUCCUGCCCUCAGGUACUGUUAUUAAAAAUUAAACUUUAUUAAAGAUGAAUUAAAACUGUAAAAUAUAUAUAUUUAAAAUAUUG
Molecule: messenger RNA, 7750 nt
Organism: Podarcis muralis (Common wall lizard)
Lineage: Eukaryota; Metazoa; Chordata; Lepidosauria; Squamata; Lacertidae
Gene: SYTL2
Product: synaptotagmin like 2
Biological process (GO): intracellular protein transport; exocytosis
Cellular component (GO): exocytic vesicle; plasma membrane
Molecular function (GO): small GTPase binding; neurexin family protein binding
Source: RefSeq, a predicted model, not a curated record